Messenger RNA from Drosophila busckii, 5041 nucleotides. It is a transcript of the gene Mbs, whose product is annotated as protein phosphatase 1 regulatory subunit 12B. Gene Ontology annotation, molecular function: phosphatase regulator activity; enzyme inhibitor activity; protein kinase binding. Gene Ontology annotation, cellular component: cytoplasm. The record is from RefSeq and is a predicted model, not a curated record. Lineage: Eukaryota; Metazoa; Arthropoda; Insecta; Diptera; Drosophilidae. The coding region runs from base 460 to 4227 and encodes 1255 amino acids. The transcript is spliced from 21 exons.
AAUCUUAAAGCAACAAAUUGUGCGGUCCGAGAAAAUAUUAAUUGCAAAUAACUGCGAAAUAUGCUGAUAAAAGUGGAAAUUUGUGCGUUGCACAGUACACGCAUACAAUAACAGCGUGUGCGGAGUAUUAAUCAAGAAGCAGCAGUGCGAAAAUACAACAAAAAAAGUUAAAGCAAAUCAAAUCAAAUUGAAUGUGAAGCAUUUUUCUAUAAAUAGUGAACAAAAUCUAAAUUCUCUGUGCUGCGGGCCAGUUCUCAAUUGAUACGCUAACCAAUACCAAUACAAACACACAGACACGCGCACACAUAAAGCAACAAUUGCAAUAAAAAGCAACAAAAACAACGGCAACUGCAGGCGUCAGCCGCCAGCGUCGCCAAACAACAAUAACAACAACAACAACGACGAGGGAAUAUUUAACACACAAAAACACAAAAAAAAACGUAAAUAAACAAAAACAAAAUGUCAAAUCUGGACGUACGCAACAAUUCGGCAAUGAUGAAGCGGGCCGAGCAGCUUAAGCGCUGGGAGGAAUCGGACACAAAUCGUGCCGCACCCGUGCCACGCAAUGAGCCCGGCCGACGCAUCAAAUUUAGCUCCGGCUGCGUCUUUCUUGCCGCCUGCCUCUCCGGUGAUAAGGAGGAGGUAAUACAGCUGAUUGACCAGGGUGCGGAUAUAAACACCGCCAACGUGGACGGACUAACGGCAUUGCAUCAGGCAUGCAUUGAUGACAAUCUGGAUAUGGUGGAGUUUCUGGUGGAGCAUGGUGCCGAUAUUAAUAGACAGGACAAUGAAGGCUGGACGCCGUUGCAUGCCACAGCGUCCUGCGGCUUUGUAAGCAUAGCGCGCUACUUGGUGGAGAACCACGCCGAUGUGGCUGCUGUGAAUAGCGACGGCGAUCUGGCGCUUGAUCUGGCUAUUGAUGUGCAGCACAUGCCCAUGAUUGACUAUAUGGAAAAGGUGGUGCAGGAGCUGAGCAUUGAUGUGGAGGCGGCGCGCAAGGCUGAGGAGAUGGCGAUGCUGAAUGAUGCCAAGAAAUGGCUGCGCAGCGAUGCCGCCGAGAUGGACAAACCGCAUCCGAAGACAGGUGCAACAGCGCUGCAUGUGGCUGCGGCCAAGGGUUAUAAGAAGGUGUUGAGUCUGUUGCUCGCUGGACGUGGCAAUGUGGAUAGGCAGGAUAACGAUGGCUGGACGCCGUUGCAUGCGGCCUCGCAUUGGGGCCAAAAGGAGACGGCCGAAAUGCUGGUGGAAUCGCUAGCCGACAUGGAUAUACGCAAUUAUGCGGGACAGUCCUGCAUCGAUGUGGCCGAUCGCAAAAUGGUCAAAUUCCUGGAAGAACUGCGCGCCAACAACAAGCGCAACAAACGGCGUCCCUCUAGUCAAAUCAGCAGAAUCUCAGAUGCGAUUGAAAAUCAUGUGGAGAAGACACCAACGAAACUGGUGCGCGUCGAAGUGAGAAAUGAUGCAGUCCAGGAUGUCGAAAAUAUUAGGGCCAAUAAACAAAUACACGAACAUGCUGUGGAGGAGGAGGCGCCUUGGCGACGCAAAACGCCGCGCACACCCAACGACAGUCCCACUAAAAAUCAAGUUCCUGACAAAGAGCUGAACAGCAAGAGUGCCAAUGAGAGCGCCAAUGAUGUUAUCUUGAGACGCACGCAAAGCUUUGAGAAUGAUCAAAAAUUCUAUCAAAAGUACAAUGAGCUGCGCGCACGCAUAAAGGCCAACUCAUGCCCCAUAUUGCCAGCAAGUGCCGCAAAUGCGCUGCCCAAUAACAACAAUAACCAAAGUAGCAAUAAUAACAACAACACCAACAAUAAUAAUAGCAAUAAUAAUAACAACAAUAAUAAUAAUAAUAAAAGCGUGCUGCUGUUGGGCAACAAAGCGUCGUCAGCGACCACAAGCAGCAACAACACUUCAACAACAACAUACCACACACACACCAACAACACCAUUACAACAACACCUAGCACACCAGCAACAACAACAUCAGCAGCAGCUACAAGUCAAUUAUAUAGCGUACAAAGAUCGGCUUCCCUCAAAGAUAACUCUGUAUAUUUCAGAAAACCGAUUGCUCCAGCUGCGAUGCCAACAGCAACGACAACAAAUACGACUACAACAAUUAGUUCGCCUUCAACAACAGUGCUCACCCCACCAAUACGAAGCAACAACAACAACAGCAAUAUUAAUAACAAUAAUAAUGGCAGCAGCUCAACGGCAACAAGUGCCAGUGCCAGCGAUGUGGAGACACCCAAGCCCAAGCAAACGACAAGCAAUAUAUUCAAAAACUUUUUCAAAUCCUUUGUGCCGCCUGUGCGUGAUGAGGAGAGCGAAACGCAGCGUAAGGCGCAUGCGAAGCGCGUGCGUGAGACGCGUCGUUCCACUCAAGGCGUUACGCUGGACGAGAUCAAGAGCGCUGAGGAGCUGGUCAAGAAGAAGAAUCUGGGCAUGAGCAACAACAAUAACAAUAAUAAUAACAACAACAGCAGCAGCAAUGAAACAAGCAACACAACAGCAACAACAACAAGCACAACAACUGCUGCUGCCAACAACUUGGAAGCAACAGAAGCGCUGCCACCACCGCCACCCACUACGCCACCACCAGCGCUCAAUGCAGUCGUCGACGAUGAUGAGGAAACGCAAAUAAUAGAGCUCAAAAGCGAUAAUGAUACCAGCGCUAGUUUUACGCUUACAACACGACGCACGCUGGACUUUGAAAGCGAAGCUGCUGCUGCUGAUGCUGCAUGCAAUGAUAUAGACGCUAGUGCUAGCUAUACGAUAGUCUCCAGACGCGAGAAGCCGAGCGAAGAUAAAAAGACUGAGCCAGUUGCCAAGCAGACAAGCCAAGAGAUUGAAACAACACAGCAGAGCAGGCCCAAAGAUUUACCUCUAAUAGAAAGCAAAGCAGCAGCGCUAGCAACUCCAGCUACUACACCUGGCACUCUGGAUAGUCCAGUGCGUUUGCGUGAUAAGCGCAGCUUGAGCAGCAAUGCGGCCGCUGAGUGCGAUGCCAAGUCAGACACCGCAUCGCCUGUAAGCACAGUGGGUGACUUUAAUGCACGCGAUUCCUUGCUUAGUCUCUAUGCGCGUCGUACUAUGGAUACAGCUACAGCUACAGCGACUGCAGCUGCUGCUGCUGGUGGUGCUAGCUCAACUGCGGUGCUUGCUGGUGGUGCUGCAGCAGCAGCGGCGUCGACGUCAAGCACAUCGGCAGCUGAGCGGCGUCCCUCUUGGCGACUCAAAAUCGAUGCAGGCUCAAAGUUUAAGCUGGAGGAUAUUACCAGUGGUGGCAGCUAUCCGCCAAAUCAGAGCACUAUAAUACCCAGCGCACCAGCUGUGAUGGCAGCAGCCAAUCUGUCCAAUACUCCAGGUGUGCCCAGACGCAUUAGCACUGGACCCAAUGCGCUUAAUGCCUCCAAUCAGUCGCUCAACUCCUUGGGUCGUCCUGUGUCAGCGCCCAGUGAAAGUUUAAACAACAGCGCCUAUGUCACGCCCCCAGCGCGUAAAUACGAUACGAGCAGCAGCAAUAGCCAAGCGACAAGCACAGCGACUGCCACAACUGCUGCAACUACAACUGCCUCCAGUGCCAAUCAUGCAACAGCGUCUAGCGCUGCCACUAACAAUCAGGACGAUAAGGAUAACGACAAGGAGAACGAUAAUCGCACACAGACUGUUAUACAGCGACGUCGCAAGCCCAAGCGCCGCUCAACUGGCGUCGUGCAUCUCGAUAUGGAUGAGCUCGAUCCGGAACGUCAGAAUGAAUCGUCCAACAAUGAUAAUGAGGAUAAAGAUAAAGAGAGCGGCAGUGAGCGCACAUCACGUUCGCGCACUGGGAGCACCGCAACCACAAGCGAUGCCAAAACUACGAGCAGCAGCAGCAGCAGCAAGACGGAGAAUGGCGAUGGCAUUGACUACAAGGCGCUCUGGGAAGCGGCCAAAAUGGAAAACGAUAAGCUCAAGCAGAUGCUCAAGCAAAAGGAUGACGAAGUUGUGCAGACGCGUGCAACGCUCGAGCGUUUUGCCAAUGCCACAUCAAAAAAUUCACUCUCUGAGAUUGAGAAACGUGAAAGAAGAGCUAUGGAACGCAAACUUUCCGAAUUGGAAGAAGAGCUCAAGCUGUUGCAGAAGCUAAAGACUGAGAAUGAUCGAUUGCGUGCCGAGAAUCGAGCCCUCACAAGAGUUGUCUCUAAAUUAACCACAUCGGCCCAGAGUCAACUGGCCAAAAGCAAAUAGGCGAUGAAUCGAGAGUACAGAACGCAUAAACAAUACAUACAAUACCAUAUAUACUAUAUUCAAUUCAAUUCAAUUCAAUUUAUUUAGCGCUCAACACAGUCACCACCAAAUCAAACAAAAAAUACUCUACUAUACUAUACUAUAUAUCGUUAUCGUUUCUAUAUAUACACUACACGCAUAGAACAUCUGAAACAAGCAUACGUAACAUAGAUAAAUCUAUAUCCAUUAUAUGCUACUAUAUAUUAUAUACAAUAAUCGUCUAAUUAGUCUAACUUAAUGCAGAUCAAAUUGUUUAAUUAAUUACAAAAGGAUGUAACAAUAAUUACAUAAUUACUAUAAAUUAGCUAAAUUAAGUGCAAUAGUUAUUUUUUCAAAAUUUCUAAAAAGCAAACACAACUGUACUCGCAAGCAUAUGCACAACUGUACUUAAUUCGUAGCUUAAAUCAAAUUUAUUAACUUUCAUAUGCAAUGUAGCUCAAAUAUUUUUCAAAAUUUAUACGCAAACUUAGUCAAUGAAAAAUACUCAAUAUAUAUUAUACACGCAUCAAAAUCAAAAUCUGCGAAUUUUUGAGGAUUAACCAAAAGCAGCAGCAGCGGAUUCAGCAACAGGCAGCAGGCAAAUGCACCAAAAGUUUUACAACAACAACAGCACCAACUACAGUUUUUUAAUGCCACCCACAAAAAACAAAACAAAAAAAGUUAACUUCACAUGCAACGAGCUUUACGCAACUUGAUGUCUACAAGUCGGAUAAUCAUCGCCUGAAGGAGGAGAACGCUGCGUUGAUUAGAGUUAUAAGUAAAUUAAGUAAAUGAA